GGCUUCUUGACAUUUUCAAGAUUUUACUCUAUCAUUUCCGUCUAUCUUGAGCAGAUCGCCGCAUUAGCUCUCAGCUCUCUAGUUAGCUAGAUCCACUGAUAUCAACACGUCACCUAUCACAUCGGGGAAAUUUCAAAUCGAUUUUAUAUUUUUCUCACGCCGCCAAAGACAGCUGCCGAAGAUGGUCGGGAAAAGGACAGCCGAUGAGAGGAGAAGAUGCGCAGAAGAGAACGGAUUCAAUGACGACGACACGGAUGUUGAUGACGAAUCUGUCCCACGUGAGGUCUUGGACUACACCAAAGAGAGGUACAAAGACCAGAUGGACCUUUGGAUCGAGAAGGAGUUCGGUUUAUCAACAGCCACACGACCAAAGAAAUACCUUACACUUGAAAACUAUAUGUACUUGGAGAAGCAGCUCUGGCAGAACGAUGGAUAUGACUACGUACACGAAGCGUACCGAGUUUUUAUUAGCGGAAAAUUGAAGUGUCACGUAUUCACGCCAGCUAGACUAGGUGAGAUCAGUGAGGGCUCAACUAGGAGGGGUACCGGAAAAGGAUUGCGUUACAAGGAAACGGUGAUGCUGGUCGCUUGGAAGGAUGGCGAGCCUGAAUUAAGGUUCAGCCUAAAGAGAGAAUUUGCGAAGGCAAUGCAUGACAAGGAACAGCAAAGACCGACGCACCUACUCUAUGAACAUCUCCCCGGCCAGCCUCUUGUCGUCAAUCCAAUGCUCUUUCUGCUUGCUAUCUGUCUUGCGGCGGGAGCAUUCAAAAACUACAAGACUCUCAAAGAGGUUUUGGACGUUAGGCCGCCGGCAAACCAAAGGUAUUGGGUCCUCAAAUGGUCCUCUCACGUGCUGGACCUGCCGGUAUUUCCAGAAGUAUCAGUAGAUGGGGCGACCAACAAGAUCCAAACGGGCAACUCUUUCAACACGCAGCUCAAAGCCCUCUCAAUUCGAGCAGGGAUAAGUCCCGUCACGGUACACAGCAUGCGGAGGGAGGCUCUCAUCUUAGCUACAGCAAAUGGUUAUUCGGACCGGGAAUUGAUGAAAUUUGCCGCACAUACAAACAAAAUGACGCUCACAAGAGACUAUUUGAGUUCUAUAACCGUUGUGGAUGGUCUGGCCGGUUUUCUUAAGCUACCUCUUCGAAGCGAUCAAGCGGAAGACUUCCGGUCCAUGACGGUUAACCGAAAUCCCGAGCUUUUGCAAUCACUGCCUGCGAAGACGCACGACCAAUUAAGGCAGAGAGAGGAUUAUGUUGCCAUCACAAAGAAAAUCGAUGACCUGACCCUUGAGAUAAGCUGUGCCCAAAAAGGGGCAGCUGCUCGGGAUCUGAAGCGCGUGAUCGAGGAGGAGGAGUUGAACAGAAUCCGCGGGGACCAAGAACGAAUACAUCCUUCAGAGCGCAAGGAAAAGGUUUACGUGGACCAACACCGUUCUCGAUUCGAUCGCCUUCGCCACAUGAUGCCGGAGCGCGAAAGGCUUUCAGUUACGCUCUUCUGCGUUGCUCCCAUGCGAAGCCUGGAGGGAGAAUCGGCUAUUGAGGACCUUAUAUCGCUCGUGAGGAAUAACUGCCGAGUCGCCUACUAA
Messenger RNA from Lasiosphaeria miniovina, 1588 nucleotides. RefSeq lists its product as uncharacterized. The record is from RefSeq and is a predicted model, not a curated record. Bases 182 to 1588 code for a protein of 468 amino acids. Gene Ontology annotation, molecular function: DNA binding. NCBI's taxonomy places the organism in Eukaryota, Fungi, Ascomycota, Sordariomycetes, Sordariales, Lasiosphaeriaceae. Gene Ontology annotation, biological process: DNA recombination; DNA integration. The transcript is spliced from 6 exons.